AUGAGCGACGACACUACAACGACGGGACUGGCUGUGGAGCCGGUCGAUGACGUGGUGACGGAGCAGGAGCCAGCGCAGGAUGCCACAGAUGAUGGCAUGGGCAUCCACGAUCGCCUGGCCCCACCCAUGAUCAACUCCAAUGACGCCGUCUACGCGGACUCUCAGAUUAUCAGCGCAGAGACGCAGACAAGCCGCAGGAUCCUGUUCCGCGUCCCACGCACAUCCAUCCUGGAUAUUGAGGGCAGCUACCUCGCCUUCCAAAUCAACGUGACCCUACCCAGCAACCAGUCCAAGGACUUUUGGAGCCAGGCCUUCCCAGCCCUUGUUGGUGGCGCAGGUGUCAUUGACAGCAUCAUUGUACGCAUUGGGCAGCAGGAGGUUCAGCGCAUCGACUACUUUGCAUGGUGGAUGGCGACACACUAUCCUGAGCUGACCAUUAACCAGCAACAGUUUGUGCGAAGCUACCUGGACCUGAGCGGCACAGCCUACUCUGCAGACUGCUAUGGCAAGGUUACGCUCGGCUCCAACCCGUUUGCCAUGGAGAACUUUGCAGCGGCACCACAUGGCCGCACAUCCGGCACCGACAGCGGCAGCAACACGACCUGGCUCAGGAAGAUGGAGUACGUCUACCAGCCCUUUGGACGCAGUGUGCAGUCGCAUGUCACCAUCCCGAUGAUGUCCCUGUGCCCGUCCCUGUUCAACAGCAUUCGCCGCUACCCUGCCAUGGCCGCGGAACAGCUGAGCAUUGAGCUCGUGCUGAACCAGGACGCGGCUUCCCUGCUCACGGUUGGUGGCACACUCGCACAAACCGCCGCCCGCGUACCGAGCGAUCCAAGCGCCGCCGUGAAGAAGAGCCUCGUGUCCUACGCAAACAUUGCGUCCUACUCGAUUGAGGACCCAUUUCUCAUGUGCGACUUCCUGACACUCCCCAAGCCCAUUCUGGACGCUGUGAAUCAGCAGGUGAUGAGUGGUUCAAGCAGGUACAUGUACACGCAGUACAUUGCCAAGCAGCUUCCCAUCUCCGCCAGCAACGAUUCCUCGACCAAGGAUGUACCAAUUCGUGCAGACAACAGCAUCCUCUCUGAGCUUCUCUUCAUGCGGCGCAAGUCGUCCUCAGCAGCCUCUGGCAACAACCGGCUUGGGGCUUACGAGCUCGCCCCACCCUUUGCGGAGCUCAAUCUCAACAUCAACAACGUCAACUACUUUGAGAAGCAGCUGUACGACGGCGUUGACCUUCAGCUUCAAACAUCACGCCUCAUGGACAACUACUACAUUCCCAGCAUCAUCUACGAUGGCAAGACCCAUGAUGGCACAGCAUCGAGUAGCUCCACAGAGGGCAAGAAUGGUCGGUGGAUGGGACUGUUCUCACCAGUGGGUGUACCGUUCAUUCUUGAGUCCAACAUCUCGCGACAGCCCAUUCUGGUUCGGCACAAGGCGCGUGCGCCACCCUCAAACACGGGUGGUGCCAGCUUUGAGAACCAGGUUGUGGUGUGGAUUGGACGUGCCGAGUCUCUCAUCCUUGCUUCUUCUCGUUCACGUGUUCUCUGA
Salpingoeca rosetta is the source of this 1548-nucleotide messenger RNA. RefSeq lists its product as uncharacterized. Lineage: Eukaryota; Choanoflagellata; Craspedida; Salpingoecidae. The record is from RefSeq and is a predicted model, not a curated record. The coding region runs from base 1 to 1548 and encodes 515 amino acids. The transcript has a single exon.